Nerophis lumbriciformis (worm pipefish) is the source of this 1502-nucleotide messenger RNA. RefSeq lists its product as uncharacterized. The record is from RefSeq and is a predicted model, not a curated record. Lineage: Eukaryota; Metazoa; Chordata; Actinopteri; Syngnathiformes; Syngnathidae.
UGGGCGAGGAGCUCAUCUCCAAGGAUCAUUUUCACAGCUGGAGUCGGGACUUGGAGGUGGAGGAGGAGGGUUCGGUCCGGCUCGGCUCCGGGCGGUGAUUGGUGGGUUUGCUCCGCGGCAAGAUGGCUGCGUUGGCGCCCGCAGUCAAUAGCGGCAUCCUGGUGGAAUGACGCAAGCCACGCAGCUCGCCUUCAGUCCUCGGAGGCUCCACUCUCCAUAGCGCAGAUUUCCCACCGAGCAGCACCGGAAGACGGAGCGGCUAUACCAGCCUCCCCAGCGGACCGAGCGGAACCGGCGCCUCUUCCGUGUAAGAGUGCGAUGAGGAGAGCUUUUCCAGUGUGAGGCCAUGGGCUGCACCUCGGCCAAGCAGGUGUCGGCCGUGCCUAACGAUGAGGAGGGACGUGGCAAGGCCUACAGCAAUGGAGACCUCUUCGCCGAUGAAUACAAGAUGAAGGGAGUGGAGGAGGUGAAGUACAUGAGAGGGGAGGAAAACCGGGUAAACGCACGCAACCAGGAAAACCUGGAAAAAAGUAACGUGCAACACAGGGGCAAGCAGCAGCAGAAUGAAACAGCAAACAUUAAAUCAAAUAUUCACUCGUCAGAGAGCCAGCAGGAAUUCUUCAGAAUGCUGGAUGAGAAGAUUGAGAAGGGGAGAGACUACUGCUCGGAAGAAGACGGCGGGACAUAGCACAGCGGCCCCCCCUAGAGAUGACACCAACUGAGACCCUCACAAAGUGUGUGUGUGUGAGAGAGAUGUGUGUGUGUGUGUGGGUGUGUGUGUGUGUGUGUGUGUGUGUGUGUGUGUGAGUUGAGUCAGUGUUUUAGCAGUGGGGGCGUGCAUGUGCAGGGUUUUCCGAGCAUCAAGCGGCAAAGAUAGUAUUUUAUCAAGAGUAUAAGUGAGAGAAUGAGACAAAAAGACACUUUCUUCAGAGACUGUAGCCCCGCCCUUUGCACACCUGGCCCCUCCUACACAAACGGAGAGAGAAGGUUCCAAGACCAAUGGUGUGUCCCUUUCCACCAUUUACCAACAAGCAACCCCAAAUAUGGGGGCAGACCUAGAACUGAGGGGUCAUGUGACGCCACAUUGGGACUCCUUUUAGGGAGCAAGGCCAGAGGCGUUGAAGAGGGAACAUUUUGUGAUAUUUUUUUUUUUUCAAGUCAGGAGGUCGACAACCUUUUUUUUUUUUUUUUUUAUCCCAAUGUCAUUUUGUUCUCCUCAUCAGCAUCAUACAGUGUCUCAUCCUUUUUCAUUUCACCAGCAGACAUUCAUUCUGUCAACUUCACUCUAUUUUUAUUGUUAUUUUAUUGCACACACACACACACUCGGGCACUGUAGCAACAAAUGGAGCUGAGAGCUCAAGCGGGUUGGAGGAUGCUGGGCGUUGCCAUGGAAACAACGACCUGAUCAGAAUGUUUUUGACAUGUUUACUGGAGACUUCCUGUUGUAUUAUUUGGAUACUUUUUUUCUAUUAAAAUAAAAACGGCAAAGCUCUUAGACCGCA